This is a messenger RNA of Oreochromis niloticus (Nile tilapia), 7284 nucleotides long. RefSeq names its product contactin-associated protein-like 4. Lineage: Eukaryota; Metazoa; Chordata; Actinopteri; Cichliformes; Cichlidae. Bases 277 to 4215 code for a protein of 1312 amino acids. The transcript has 24 exons. The record is from RefSeq and is a predicted model, not a curated record.
UGCAAUGCGCAGGGCUUUUGAAACUGCGCUUAUUAAACAUCGAUGGACUGAAGAGGAGCUUUCAGAGGAGAGGGAGGCGCACGGAAGCUGGCGCUGGGAACGCGUAGUAAGACCCUCGACUCGCUCUCUCUCUCCCUCUCACUCUCCCUCACUGCCUCCCUUCCUCCCCUUCAGUUCUGGUUUGAGGAGAUCUCUCUUGGAGCUGGAGAGGAGGCUUCGGUCGUCUCUCUCCUCCAGCAGCCGCCGGGCUUCUCUGCAGCCUCUCACCGCUUCACCAUGGAUCUGGGAACUAAAAGAGUUGCUGGGAUUAUCGCUCAGGUCGCCCUGCUUCUCUCCUGCGCGUACGGGACGACCGGAGAAGAUGUGUGUGACAGCGCACUGGUCUCCAAUCUGCCGCCAUCUUCCUUCCGAAGCUCGUCCCAGCUGUCCAGCAGCCACGCCCCAGGUUUCGCCAAACUCAACAAAAGAGAAGGAGCUGGAGGCUGGUCUCCUCUCAUCUCAGACAAGUAUCAGUGGUUGGAGGUCGACUUAGGCGAGCGCACCAAGAUCACAGCUGUUGCCACGCAAGGCCGUUAUGGCAGCUCGGAUUGGCUGACAUCCUACCUGCUGAUGUUCAGUGACACAGGACACAACUGGAAGCAGUACAGACAGGAGGACAGCAUAGGGUCAUUUCCAGGUAACAGCAAUGCAGACAGUGUGGUUCAAUACAAGCUGCAACAACCAGCGAUUGCACGUUUUCUCCGCCUCAUUCCUCUGGACUGGAAUCCCAGCGGACGGAUCGGACUGCGACUGGAAACCUACGGAUGUCCUUACACCUCUGAUGUGGUGAGCCUAAACGGUGGCAGCAGCAGCCUGGUGUACAGGCUGAGUCCCGGGCCGUGGCGGACAUCCAAAGAGGUUGUCUCUCUGAAGUUUAAAACCCUGAGGAAUUCUGGGAUACUGCUGCAUGCAGAGGGGCAGCAAGGAGUCAGCCUCAGCCUGGAGUUAGAGAGAGGAAAGCUACAGCUGCUGCUCAGACAAGGUAAGACUUCCCCUGAACCACUGCGUCUCGCCUCCCUUGGCAGCCUGUUGGAUGAUCAGCAUUGGCACCAUGUAGUACUGGAGCAAAAAAAUGCUCACCUCAACCUCACUGUGGACAAAAACACAGAGAGAGUGCAGCUCCCGGCAGAGUUCAGCCGCUGGGCCAUCGAACAGUUGAGUUUAGGAGCUAUCCAUAGCCUUCGCUCGCAGAAGCCAGACACCUCCAGUAAGGACCUCCAUGGCUGCAUAGAAAACCUGCUGUACAAUGGCUUCAACUUGAUAGAGCUAGCUAAGAAUAGUGACCACCAAGUUACUGUCAGGGGCAAUGUGACCUUUUCUUGUGCUGAGCCAGUUUCCGUUGCUUUGACGUUCACCGGGCCACAGAGCUUCCUCCAGUUGCCCGGGACUACAGCGUCCUCGCCGGGUGGUGUGUCUGUCGGAUUCCAGUUCAGGACGUGGAACAAGGGAGGGCUUCUGUUCACCUUUAGCCUUCCUCAACAAGAGGGCAUGGUCUGGUUAUAUCUGAGUGAUGCCAGACUCCGACUGAUGAUCCACAUAAGUGGCUCAGUGGUGCUGGAGCUCAGUGCAGGUGCUGCUCUAAAUGAUGGUCAGUGGCAUUCAGUGGAUUUUACAGCCAGACGCGGUCGCUUGACAAUCUCUGUGGAUAAAGGAGAAGGAGGCAUUGCUCAUGCUGCUCCCUCAUUUCCCGUCACCACAGAAAGUCAGCUGUUCUUUGGUGGUUGUCCUGCUGAAGAGCACAGUGAGGAAUGCAGAAACCUCUUCGAGACUUUCCAGGGCUGCAUGCGUCUACUCACGGUGGAGAACCAGCCAGUCGAUCUGAUCAAGGUGCAGCAAAGGCUGCUGGGAAAUUACAGCCAGCUGCAGAUCGACAUGUGCGGCAUCAUUGACAGGUGUUCUCCCAGUCACUGUGAACACGGUGGCCGCUGCAGCCAAUCCUGGACCGUCUUUCACUGUAACUGCUCUGACACCGGCUACAGCGGAGCAACCUGCCACAGCUCUGUGUACGAACAGUCCUGCGAGGCAUACAAACACAACGGCAACACGUCAGGACAUUUUUAUAUUGACGUGGACGGCAGUGGACCGAUCAAACCACAGCUGGUCUACUGCAACAUGACAGAGGAAACCACAUGGAUGGUGCUCCUGCACAACAACACGGAGCUGACCCGAGUGCGACCCUCUCCGGCUGUGUCCCAGCAUUCGGUUCACUUCGACUACUCAACUCAAGAGGAGCAGCUGCUGGCUGCCAUCAGCCAGUCAGAGCACUGCGAACAGGAACUGUCCUACCACUGCAGGAAGUCCCGCCUCCUCAACACUUUGGAGGGCUCUCCGUUUAGCUGGUGGCUUGGCGGUCCAGGUCAAGGUCGAGUCCAGACUUACUGGGGAGGAGCUCAUCCAGGAAGCCAGCAGUGUGCCUGCGGCCUGCAGGGCGACUGUGUGGAUCUACAACACUACUGCAACUGUGAUGCCGAUCGCCUGGAGUGGACUGAAGACUCAGGCCUUCUGACCCAUAAGGACACCCUCCCGGUCAGGUCUUUGGUGCUGGGUGACAUCCAGAGGCCAGGGUCGGAGGCUGCCUACCGGGUGGGACCACUCCGUUGCCAUGGAGACAAGAACUUCUGGAAUGCCGCAUUUUUCGACAAGGAGACGUCGUACCUGCACUUCCCCACCUUCCAUGGAGAGCUGAGCGCUGACAUCUCCUUCCUUUUUAAAACCACGGGCUCCUCUGGUGUGUUCCUGGAAAACCUGGGCAUCAAAGACUUCAUUCGCAUCGAACUGAGCUCCUCCACUCAGGUGGUUUUCUCCUUUGAUGUUGGUAACGGCCCGCUGGAGGUUCGUGUGGAGUCGAGCGUCCCGCUGAAUGACAACCGGUGGCAUCGGGUCCGAGCAGAACGGAACGUGAAGGAGGCGUCGCUUCGACUGGAUGAACUUCCUGUGGCCACGCAGGAGGCGCCAACUGACGGACACUUCCACCUGCAGCUCAACAGCCAGCUGUUCAUAGGAGGCACAGCAUCUAGGCAGAAAGGCUUCCGGGGCUGUAUCCGCUCUCUGCAGCUGAACGGCGUCACUCUGGACCUGGAGGAGAGGGCGAAGAUAACACCAGGGGUUCAACCAGGCUGCCCGGGUCACUGCAGCAGCUACGGCUCGCUCUGCCAGAACCAUGGCCGCUGUGUGGAGAGAGCCAGUGGCUUCCAGUGUGACUGCAGCCUGUCAGCGUAUGCUGGAGUUUUCUGCCAAACAGAGGUGUCGGCCAGCUUCAAGCCUGGAACAUCAGUCAGCUACACCUUCAAGGAGCCCUAUGAGCUGAGCAGGAACCGCAGCGCUCUGCCAUCCUCCAUCUACUCUGAGAUGACGCUGAGAGCAGAGAACAUCUCUUUGAGCUUCAGGACGAACCAGAGUCCAGCUCUGCUGCUCUACGUCAGCUCCUACUACAGAGAAUACCUGGCUGUGCUCAUCAGCAAGCAUGAUAAGCUGGAGGUGAGAUACAAGCUGGACAGCAGCAGAGAUGCUGAAGUGUUAAGGAGCAGCGUGAGGAACGUGGCCAAUGGACAGCUGCACACCGUUACCAUCAAGAGGCUGACAGACUCUGUGUCUGUGCAGAUUGAUGAAAAUGCCAGAGAAGACUUCAAUCUGACAUCUGAUGGGGAAUUCAACGCUGUGAAGUCGCUGGUGUUGGGCAGAGUGCACGAGUCUGAUGACCUGGAUCCAGACCUGGCCAAGUUGGCGUCCCUCGGUUUUACCGGCUGUCUGUCGGUGGUUCACUUUAACACCAUUAGUCCUCUGAAAGCAGCUCUUCGCCACUCAGACACCAGCCCUGUCAUCAUCACUGGACCUUUAGUCCAAUCUAACUGUGGCUCUGCAGCUUCAACCAAUCCCUAUGCAGCUGAGAACACACCCCACCUGUCAGAUCAGUCUGGUUCAGCAGGUUCAGGUCAACCUUUGAUCAAUGCCAUUAGGACGGACUCGGCUCUUAUUGGAGGUGUCAUCGCUGUUGUGAUCUUUGUGGUUGUGACUGGACUGGCGAUAACGGCCAGAUUCCUCUACCGGAGAAAAGAGACCUAUCGAAACCAGCAAGUGAAGGAAGUCCGGCAGGAAAACAGCCAGGAUUUUCCUUUUAGCAACCAGGCUGAUUCCCAGAGCGUUCCCAGUGAAAACCCAAAGGAGUAUAUCAUUUAACAAGAAUCCUGAAUGCCUGAUGAGAUGGUGGUUUUUGGAGGGGUGCAGACCGGACUGUCCGUCGUCCCUCAGCACUUCAGACUGCACACUGAGCCACAACGCAGCGGCUCCACGCAAUAGAGAACGUAAAAAAGGAACAGUUUUGUCUUUUACUGUAUAUUAUGUAUAUAGUGAAUCAAACAGACUACAGUGCUGGACCUAAAAAGUGUUGACAAACUUGUUUCCACUACUAUAAAUAUUUAAAAAAAAAUGUAUAUGUUGGAAAUUAUGUCUACAGCAGUCUCUAGCUAUCGUCACUCUGUCAUAUUCAAAGGUUGCAGGUAUUUUGUGUUUUUUAUGGGUUGAUUUAACUUUAUUUCUUUAUUCCUGUGAAUCAGGGUGUUUGCAGUUAUUUGGCUGAUGGUACAUUUUUAUGAGGGUGAUGAAUGUUGUUUGCUUAACGGGAAGUGGAAAAGUCUGUCCCUUAAUCAGGCCCUCAGGAAGACUACUUCUGUAAGUGCUGGCAUUUGUUCAUUUGUAAUGCCUUUUUAUUAUGCGGGAAGCUUUGGGAGAAUAACAAUUUCGAGGUUCUGGAGCCUUGAAGACGUCUUUAAAGGAAACCUGUGCGAGCUUGUACAAUUGUACUUUGUCAGAGGAAUUUAGCUAACAGACAUCUAUGAACUGCUUUUGUCAGCAUUUCAAUUAUACAUUUUAUUGAGUGAAAUCUUUCCAGCCAUGUUGUGCUAGAACAGAUUUUUUGGUCCUUUUUAAGUGACAUCUUAAAGUCAACAGUCUUGCUCACUCAUGAAUAAGCACAUAUUGCAUUUGUACUGUUGGUAUGCUGCAGUUGUGGAGAUAAGAGAUUUUUAUACAGUAGGGACUCAUUUUCUCCUUUCUUUCCUUUUCAGUCUCUUUUCUCUUCUGAGCACACCACAACAUUAAACUUUUUCUUGUAGUUUCCUGGCUUUUUAUAUAUUUUUUCUUUUAUUGAAGUUUCCUCCCUGCUGCAUGUUGCCUGCAGGGAGCAUCCUCUCCCAACGCUCUAAAUGUCUGUGAAUGGGGAAGUUUUUAAUGCUGGCGGUAACAGUGUGGCUGUCUGUCACCUCAUUCACUGCACACAGAGACGGUUAAUGUGUUUCUGAAAUGCUAAUCUGCUCUGAUCUGACAGGUGGAUUGUGAUUUGAUGGAAAGCAGAGACAGAGGAGAAUAAUAAGACUGAAAGAUAAUCUGAGAGACUGUGUCAAGCAAACAUGGUUAUAAUGAAAACACCACCAAGCAGAGAGGCCCAACAGCAGCUGUUUAUCAACACACGCACACACGCCACCAUCUCUCUGAGAGACCCCAAUGCACAGAUGGGAUUUUAAUGACAAAAGUUGCUAAAUCUUCAAAGUGCAUAAUUCAUCUCUUUCUUUGCGUUGUUGUCUGUCCCAUUCUUGAUUCCAGAGAGUUCAUUCUCUGGUGAAGAAGCACUGACUGUCCUCGCAGCAGAAGUUACUGCAGUGCAGCACUCGAUUACUUAGGCUCAACAGGUAACUUUGACAUCCAGACGAGCGUGCAGACUGAACUGUGCUGGAUGACACGCUGCAUAUGUAUAAAGCAAAUAAGACGUUUCUCAAGACCCAGAGAAGAACAUUUUCAAAAGUUUCCUCUGCAAACACAGCAUAACAUUGGCACCAGUCACUAAUGUGGGAUUUGUGAAGUGAUUUGUGGAAACCGUGUGCAAACUGUCACUGUGAGCAUCUCUGGUUUUGUCAAACUAUUUUAACACAACAGAACAAGAAUACAACCAUGUUACAUUUGAGGCUGAUCAUUUUCUACUGUAUUAUGUAGAAUUUUGUUAAUUUGUCAUUUAAAGGAUGAAGACCUGGUCACACGAGAAUUUAAGGAAGCCACUGUUUUUCGGGAAAUUGGGUUAUUAUAUUUAGUUCUGUCAGCGUUAAUCUCCUUAAAAUGACGUUAACGCCAUAACUGGACAACGUCAAUGCAUUAAUGAGCUAACCUUGCUAACGCGUUGAUGCUGUGCAGCCCCACGCACGGGGCAAUACAUCCCACUUCCUGUUGUAUAUUUUCUGUUGUCAUCAAGUGGACGUAUUAAAGAGAACUGGAUGCUGUAUUAAAACAUGUGGCUCUUUCAUUCAGGUUCUAAAUAAAGCAUGGGCUAGUUAUCCUGUAUGCUCUGCAUGCUCGCCAAAUUUAAGCCCCCUGAAUAUAGGAAUAUUAUCUGUGACACUCUAGAGAGCAUGCAUACCCGAGACUCCCACAUGCCACUCCUACUGACUUCCACUUGGCUCCCUCACACACAUUAAUGGACUUUAAUGAAAUAAUCAUACCGCUACUUUCAAAGCAUUACUGAACUUUUGGUCCAAUACUUUGAUCUGUUACUGAGCUGAAUGUAUCAAACUCUGACGAUUAAAAAGUUAACAAAUUGUCUAAAAAGAGUAAAAAAAAACGAGUUAAAAAUCAGAAAGGUGCAGCAAAGCCUGUAAUGUGAGCACAGCCCCAAGAACUAUACAUUCUUAAUGCUCCACCAGCGGAUGAGCUACAGCUUUUUAGUUUAAUUGUGUACCGGGCUGUUUACACUGCCUGUCAUUUUGUCAUCAUAUUUGUCAGUACAGAUUAACUGAGUAAAGAACUUUCCAAAAUAAAAUCAGGAAGUCUUAUUGUCACCAGGUUUGUCCACUUACUAACUUACACGUUUUAAAUACAUAUUUAAAAUCAUGUAUUUUAAAUUUCAAGUUCCCGAUUUUAUUUAUUUAUUUAUUUAUUUUUGAUAAUCUAAAUAGAAGUGAUUGAUGCAACAUAGCUAAUAACCCACAAAACCUUCCUCUAUGAUCUCUGGCUCUAUGUUCCCUCAGAUGUGGAUAAAAUAUGCAAAUUGGCUAAUAACCUAAAUUAAUGUGAUUAAAAUAAAGCAAAAAAUUUGCAUCAAUUCACUUUUCAUUGGUGCCAUGUUAGAUCAUUACCCUAGCAGAUUGGGGGGGGGGGGGGGUAUUAUUAUUAAUUUGAUGAAACUUACAUCAUGUGACCAGGUCUGAAGUUAUGCAGUUUUCUUAUUGUCAUCAAACUCUGUGAAGUUAAAAAAAACAACAA